This is a messenger RNA of Strongyloides ratti, 300 nucleotides long. RefSeq lists its product as hypothetical. The record is from RefSeq and is a predicted model, not a curated record. The coding region runs from base 1 to 300 and encodes 99 amino acids. NCBI's taxonomy places the organism in Eukaryota, Metazoa, Nematoda, Chromadorea, Rhabditida, Strongyloididae. The transcript has 2 exons.
AUGAUAAAAAAAUCGGUAAGGUUGUCAAAAUAUACAAAUCUUAUUAAUUUAGCAUAUAAAAAUAUUCCAACUAUCUUUAAAUGGGAUCCUCUAUAUUCAAAAGAUGAUAAUACAAUACCACGCCAUAAAAAAGGUGCAUGGAUUAGAAGAAUUAAUAAAAGAAAAGUAAUUGGUCAUAUAGUACCAAUUUCUAAAGAAAAUAAAAAAUUAAUUGCAAUGAGAAGUUUAUUAAUUCAUAGAAAAGGUAUUACAUCAUUUGAUGCUUUGAAAACAAUAGAUAGUAUAGAAUUUCAAACAUAA